Balearica regulorum gibbericeps (East African grey crowned-crane) is the source of this 1515-nucleotide messenger RNA. It is a transcript of the gene IL7R, whose product is annotated as interleukin 7 receptor. Lineage: Eukaryota; Metazoa; Chordata; Aves; Gruiformes; Gruidae. Gene Ontology annotation, molecular function: protein binding; cytokine receptor activity. Gene Ontology annotation, cellular component: membrane; external side of plasma membrane. The record is from RefSeq and is a predicted model, not a curated record. Gene Ontology annotation, biological process: cytokine-mediated signaling pathway; hemopoiesis; positive regulation of receptor signaling pathway via JAK-STAT.
GCAUGUUUACAUUUCCCCUUGCCUGCGGUCUCUUUAUCAGGCAAUGGGUUUGUUCUGCGUCUAGUAUAAAGUAAGCGAGCGCAAGCUUCGCACACACACGUACUGCACACAUGCAGCGUGCUCAGGAUGACACAGACAAGUACAGUAUUGAGCAUUUUCGUCCUGUUUCUUCAAACCACUUUUGGGGAAAGUGGUUGCACCUCAGCAGAUGGUGAUGGGACUUUUGGAGAUGAUGAAACAGACAAUUUUGACAUUGACUGCUUCAGCCAGCUGGAAUUUAAGGAUUCCUAUAGCAGCCUGACCUGCAAUUUUACCGAGCUGCCGUCUCACAACACUAACUAUACUCUGGCCCUGUGUACCAAGGAAGACAGUAAUUCCGUGUGCUUUGAUAUGGAGAAACAGGAAGAUGUGUAUUUCUUACAAUUCACCGAUAUACUCUCAAAUAAAUACAUAUGCACAGGCUCUGAGAUGAAGAAAAGGGUCUGCAGGAGUCUGGUAGUAACUGACAUUGUUAAGCCUGAAGUACCUUUUGAUAUAAACAUCACAUACCAAAAGGAGGCAAAUGAGUAUCUUAUUCAUUAUAGUACACCACACUCAUGGAAGAAAUACUUAAAGGACAAAUUAAUACACCAAAUAGCCUAUCGGCAGGAAGAAGGUAUUUGGAAGACAAUAGAGUCACCAUACCUUCUUAUAAAAUUACUGGGGAAAAACCUCGAAAAUGAUGCAUCGUAUGAGGUGAAAGUACGUUCGCAGCCCAACGGAGAUUAUUUUAAGGGCACGUGGAGUGAAUGGAGCACUUCCAAGAGCUUCAGGACCGCAAGGGAGCAGCAGUCCACGGAGACCUUUAGCAGCGUGGUUGUGAUUAUACCCUCCAUCCUGGGAUUCAUGCUGUCCAUUGUCAUGAUUGUCCUGAUUGUAACUUUUUGGGAAAACAGAAUCAAGCCUGCUGUGUGGCCAAGCCUUCCUGAUCAUAAAAAAACACUGGAGCAACUAUGCAAGAAGCCAAAAAAUAAUUUUGAUAUAAGCUUUAACCCGGAGAGUUUUGGUUAUGUUCAUAUCCAUAAAGUGGAUGGCAUUCGAGCAAAAGCUGAACUGGAAAAUUUUCUGCAACCAUCGACUGCUCCAGAUCCAAACAUUCCAGAAAAAUUUUGGGGUGGAUCAGACCUGACGAUGAUCCCUGAGAUGACAGAAAGAAGCAACCUAAGCCUGUCUGUGACUUACGAAGGAAUCUGGCCAGCUGAAACCCUGCACAGACUCCUGACCACCAGCCAGUUUGCAGUCACCGAAGGAACCUGCUGCUGCAGCACAUACGAGGUGUGCCACGGCAACGGGGUGCCCCUGUGCGAUGAUGGUUUCAACCUUUCCUCCGCUCCUCCCCCAGAUGCCUCUGGCCAGCUUGGACCUGAGCCCCUAAACAGUGAUACUGCAUCCCAGAUGCUGCCAACCAAUGAAAUGAGGUCACCAAACAAUGAGGAAGCCUAUGUCACGAUGUCUAGCUUCUACAAAAUUCAGUAA